AUGGGUGACUUGGUGACCCAACGGGUGAACUUGCUCUCAUGCCCAGUCCCCACUCCCGACUCCAGAACUCUACGGCCUAUUCGAACUGCCGAACUGGAGAAUCGUCUCUCCUCCUCCUCUUCCUCUCGCCUCCUGCAGCUCUUCCCUUCUCCACUUAUCUCAGAGAUCAAGACAUCAAGACAUCAAGUUGUAUCUACUUCUCUUACUCUCCCUCUUCAAUUUGGAGCAAUGAAUUCAAUAUUUCGUGGAUUGAAGAAUGAAGGUUGCAGUCAAAUUCUCUUGCUCUGGAAAUCUGGAGGCUUGUUUCUAUCUGUUUGUUUAAUUGUGAAUCACUAUGAAUUGGAACUACGAACUGGAGCAUAAAGUGAAUGGCAAAAGCUUGAGUCCAUUAUUAGAGUAGCUAAAAUUUUGUUGUUUAAGAAAUCCAAGCCCACCCAAGGUUUCAAUUCUUGAUCCGCCCCUGGCGCCAGCGCCGAUGUCAAUGACCACCUACCACCACCAUCACAAUCCUCAUUCAUCUCCUAACUCGACUUUCACCUCGAAACAUGAGACGAAGCAGCAGGAGUAGGAUGGAGGCCUCAUCCUUGUCUUCGAAGAGUCGACGCCGAUUUCGACGGCCGCGACUCGUCUCCGGCGAGGUGUUCUGGCAAGGGCAAGUCUCUCUCUCUCUCUCUCUCUUCACUUCGUCGCAAGCUUCCUUGCUCACAACCACCUCCACCGCCUAAAAUCUAUUUUCCGGCAAAUCCAAUUUCACGUGGGAACUGAAUUGCAGUGUGAGUUAGG
Molecule: messenger RNA, 783 nt
Organism: Rosa chinensis
Lineage: Eukaryota; Viridiplantae; Streptophyta; Magnoliopsida; Rosales; Rosaceae
Exons: 4
Coding region: 1-363 (120 amino acids)
Source: RefSeq, a predicted model, not a curated record